Molecule: messenger RNA, 2616 nt
Organism: Clonostachys solani
Lineage: Eukaryota; Fungi; Ascomycota; Sordariomycetes; Hypocreales; Bionectriaceae
Source: the annotation of a GenBank genome assembly
AUGUCCAUCAGGCAGCUCCCGGACCAUGUCGUCGACAAGAUCAGGUCUUCCAUCGUCAUCACAUCCCUGAACGGUGUCGUAGCUGGUCUCCUCAAGAACUCUCUUGAUGCCGGCGCCACCAAAGUGAAUAUUACUGUGGACUUUACUAGGGGUAACUGCACGGUAGAGGACAAUGGGUCAGGGAUACCUCCUUCUGAGUUUGAGAGCAGCGGAGGGCUAGCAAAGCCGCAUCACACCUCCAGGUUUCCGCCAGAUGAACAUGUCUAUGGAAAGCAUGGUGAUUUCCUUGCUUCAUUGGCCACGGUUUCCUUGCUCCUUGUGUCGUCCUGCCAUCGACAUCAUGUGUCUCAAAACUCGCGGAUGAUUCACAACUCUAAGCCAAUCACGAGGCACACUCCGGCUCCUCCCGAGCACAGAAUUCAAACUUUCGAUCAUGGCACCCGCGUAUUGGUUCGCGAUCUAUUUGGCUCGAUGCCAGUGAGGGUAAAGCAUCGAGCUAUCCUGUUCUCUGAGCGUCAGAAUGUGGAUAAGCACUGGUGGCAGCUUGUCCACGAUAUCGUCGCCAUCCUUAUUUCAUACCCCGCUGGUAUUUCUCUGUCUCUGAAAGACCUCACAGUACAGAGAGAGCUACGGUUGAGAUCUACAGAUGCGCCCGACAUCGUCAUUAGAGCGUCUAGGAUUAUUUCCCAAGCAUUUCUUUCUGAUUCUAGAGAUGGCGGUUGGAUUUCCAUCUCAGGCUCUGCUGGGUCCGUGACGCUCAACGGUUGCAUUUCCACUCGACCUGCCGCAACACGUCGUUGUCAGUUUAUCAGCCUUGGUAUCGAACCUGUGGACAACACAGAGGAUGCAAACAUUAUGUAUGAGGAAGUCAACAAGGUCUUCAAAAACUCUGAUUUUGGUGUUGCGAUGAUAGAGAACCUAGAUCCAAGGGACCCUGCAUCUGCUGUUACCCAGUCGAAUAGCAGAAAAGGCAUAGAACGUUGGCCAAUGUUCUUCUUCCAGCUUCGGAGCCGGUCGCCUGGCGAGUUGCCGGAUGUUGAUACUCUAUUUGACAACGAACAUCGAGAUCUUAAAUCCAUCCUUGACCUUGUCAAGGCGGUUAGCUACGGCUUUUUAAAAAAGCAUAAUUAUCGCCCGGGAAAGAUUAAGAUGGCAGGCAAAGACUCGGCGAAUUCAACCAGGAAAAUUUUAGGUGCGUCGAAACUGAGUAUACGGGGGCGGAAGCAAUCAACAGCUGGGGGGAGCGUACGCUCGGCUUCUCAAGGAGCUGCACCCAAUAUUGGCCGUAGUAGCCCAUUUGAUGGCUGGCACCGCAUCAAGGUUGGCCACGCAGCGAAAGGUGGCGGGAAGGAGUACCAGGCAGACACGCCUGACCCUAAAAUCUCCAGCAACAAUCAAGUAACACCACUGAUAUCCUCAGAGGGCCGAUUACUGCGCAAACCUUUUGAAGAACCAGAGACGGCCCCUGGGAGCGGGGACGCCGUGGAGAGCAACUACUUUAAGGAUGUACCUGUAGGCGGCCUUUCACCUUAUUCCUCGCUCCAAUCUGAACUUGAAACGUCCAGGGACACUUCUUCCGAGAACAGCAAGGACGAAUCGUGGUUGAAAGGUGUGUUGGAGUCGUGGGAAAACCCGGUGUUUGAAAGCGCCCCGACAUUCAUUCCACGAGCAUAUAAUGAUAGCCCAAUUGAAGUCCGAGAAGACGGUGUCCUUUCAAAACACUUUUCUAGGGCUGGUCGAGCAGACGAGAUCAUGCUCGAGUCAUCAUCCAUAAGCCUCGCGGGGCGAGUUUCAAAGCUGGCCCUUCAGGAAGCUGAGAUUAUCUCACAAGUUGAUGGGAAGUUUAUUCUCGUCAAGCUACCUCUUGAAAACGCCAGUGGCGAAAGCCGCAAGCUGGGCUCCUCGGCCCUGGUCAUGCUGGACCAGCACGCGGUGGAUGAGCGGUGUCAGUUGGAAAACCUAAUGGCUGAUUUCUUUGUCCUUUCCAGUCGCGCUUGCGAUGUUCUCGAGGCAAAAACUGAGACGUUGGACACUCCGUUACUUUUUGAGAUCUCAAAGGAGGAAGGCCAGAUGCUGGCACAGAAUGUUGCCUAUUUCUCGGCGUGGGGCAUCAACAUAGACAUGGAGCCAGAUGCCGGCGCAAGGACAGUUGAUGGUGGUCAGGUCCGGGAAGAUUUAGCCUUUAUGGCUGUUACUUCGCUCCCGCCCAGCAUAAUAGCUCGUUGCCGUUCAGAGCCUCGCCUCAUCAUUGAUUUGUUACGAAAGGAGAGCUGGGAUCGGGUUGAGCGUAGCCAGUCCGCCCUUCCAACGUUCUCUCGAUCCAGCACGGGGAGUAAUCUUAUCAGCAACUUUCACGGUUGCCCCAGAGGUAUUCUCGAGCUCCUCCACUCCAGGUCGUGUCGCAGCGCCAUCAUGUUUAAUGAUGUGCUGUCCCAAGGAGAGUGUACAGCACUUGUCAAGAGGCUUUCUCGGUGCGCAUUUCCAUUCCAGUGCGCGCAUGGGCGGCCAAGCAUGGCACCCUUAAUAGAUCUCGGUAUCGAUAGCAAGGUCGGUGGGUGGUACAGCGACAAACGGAUGAUGAAGAUGUCAACCUGGGCGGAGUAUCAAGAGAAUUGA